Molecule: messenger RNA, 1788 nt
Organism: Papilio polytes (common Mormon)
Lineage: Eukaryota; Metazoa; Arthropoda; Insecta; Lepidoptera; Papilionidae
Product: transmembrane protein 39A
Exons: 8
Coding region: 132-1694 (520 amino acids)
Cellular component (GO): membrane
Source: RefSeq, a predicted model, not a curated record
ACUGUCACUGAUUUGUGUCGUGUAUGUAUCGAGAUUUCAUCGGAAUUUGUGAUUUAUGCACAAGUAAUUUUGACGGACGCGUCGUGUGUGAGAGUCAAAAUAAAAUAUUGUGACAUUUUAUCAUGUGAGUGAUGAGUUGUACCGAAAAUGAAAGUGGACCUUUUGUGGUAUUCUUCCUACCAGCGCUUGUGGGCUGUCUGACCAUUUUAUUGGCUAGGCGCUGGGCUAAUUCGCAAGUUAGCAACACAUCGUCCACAGCAGUUUCUAGACGACGAAAAAUUAUCAAAGAUCCCCUUGUAAAGCGGCCUUUGCCGCCGAUUGCAUGUAAAAUGGCUCCUCCGGGGGCAAAGAAAGCCACUGGUGUUGCAAAAAAGGGGACAGUACCUUUACUUGAAGAAGAUGUGAACGGUGGUGGAAAAAAAAUGUCACGUACCCCUCGAAUAUCACCAACUGGACCACCAUCAGGUUCUCUCGGAACAGAUACUAAGAUGUCGGAUGGUAUACUUCAACCAAAACAUAUACCAUUCCCAUAUAUUCCUCAAGAUAGUGAACUUCUGUUUGAGAUUAUGAAUUUUGUCUUUACGCUUGUGGCAACAGGAUUACAGUUUCUUAACUUGUACAGGACAGCUUGGUGGUUACCACAAUCUUAUAAUAAUCAGGCAAUGAACUUUUAUUUGAUAGAUCCGCACUUGGUGGCAUUUAUAGUCACGAUUUUAAGUCGAAGGUUACUCUUAAGUAUAACAUUGGCUGUGUUGAGACAAUUCAUUGAUGCUAAGUUAAUGCCUCAUGCUACAAUCGCUGCGAGAACAUUUAUACUGGGCGUCAUUUUAGGAUCCCUGGCAUGGUGUAUAUAUUUCAUUGCACAUAAAUAUGUAUUCCUGGUGACUGUUUAUCUAUUUUAUCCAGUGGUGUUGUACUUCAUAUUGUUUGGUUUUGAGUCAAGUCCAUUCUUGGAGUUAGUGAGUGGGAAUCCUCCGCUGCACUCUUGUUCUCAUGAGCCGCAGCAUGCUCGGGAUGAGGCUGACACUAUGACUGCAGACUUCAAUAUGAGAUUAAUCAGAAUACUGUUUAAUUCACUAAUAGAAGCGUAUUACACUAGUUUUAUACCUUGUUGUUUCGCGCAGUCGUUCCUGUACUACGACAUCUACGCGGCGAGCCAGCAGGUGGGGCUAGUGCUGUGCGCGCUGUGCGGCCGCUACAGCGCGCAGCUGUUCAGCGCCGCGCACUGCGACGUGUCGCACCGCGCCGCGCUGCACCUCGGCCGCUGGCAGCCCGCGCCCGCGCCCGCCCCCGCACACGGGUCUGAGAGCGAGGCGUGGUGCGGUGCGCGGCGCUGGGCGCGGGGCGCGCGCGUGCGGGUGGUGGGGGCGGGGGGCGCGGAGUUCGUGGCGGACGCGCCGCUAGUCGCCGCCAACCCCGAUGACAACCACCACGCCAGGUUCUAUGACCUAUUCAUAAACCCGGCAUCGUUUCUGUGCAUGCUGGUAAGUCUUCAAUUAGGUUUGGUUGUUAUUCAAUUUUAUUUACUUUUUAAUUCCAUAGCAUGGCACAACUUUAUGGCAAUAAUUUUCCUACUUUUCAUAGAUUAUUACACAUUGUUCAAACUAUUUAGAGAUUACGCUGUAUGUUGUAAAGUGUAUAGAGCUGAAAAUAUAAUACACGACAAAAAUGGCCCGGUUUUAGCAACAAAUUGAAUAGUUUUCCUGUGACCCAUUUUUUUUUGCAUUUCACUAGACUUAAGACCUGUCCCACUACUGGCUGAUAGAGACUCAGAUAGCCUAAAAACGU